Penicillium lagena is the source of this 1056-nucleotide messenger RNA. RefSeq names its product CCAAT-binding transcription factor subunit HAPB (gene hapB). The coding region runs from base 1 to 1056 and encodes 351 amino acids. Lineage: Eukaryota; Fungi; Ascomycota; Eurotiomycetes; Eurotiales; Aspergillaceae. Gene Ontology annotation, cellular component: CCAAT-binding factor complex. The transcript has a single exon. Gene Ontology annotation, biological process: regulation of transcription by RNA polymerase II. The record is from RefSeq and is a predicted model, not a curated record. Gene Ontology annotation, molecular function: DNA-binding transcription factor activity, RNA polymerase II-specific; RNA polymerase II cis-regulatory region sequence-specific DNA binding.
AUGGAGUACCCUCCGCAAUAUCAACAGCCGCAUGGCCAGCAUCCACACGCACCCUCCCACAUCCCUGGCCCUUACCAAGCCGCGCCUCCGAACGCUGGCAGUGCCGUGGGCUCGAUGACAUCGCCCACACAGGCACCCAUGCAACAGCCUCACCAGACAUCACCCAUCGUCCCGGCGAACCAACAUUAUCAGCAGCCGCAGAAUGCCGCCGGCGCAGUCCACCAGCAGAUGAGCUUCCCACAGGGGUAUGGUGUCACUACCGCCAUGCCACAAGGUUAUGGCAUCUCGCCGACGCAGGCUGCUGCCAUGGCGACCGCUGCCGCGUCAGGACAGUUCUAUCCUCUUCACCAAGACCAGAUGGCCGGACAGAUGGCUCAGGGCCCCCGAGGCUCUCCACGCAUGGGUGGCGCCCAGGUGAAAAAUGAUCGCAACCCGCGGUCACCCCAGAUGCCAGGCCAGAUGCCCCCGAUGGGUUCACAAAUGCAGAUGGCGCCCAACUCACAGAUGCCCCAACGCCGGAUGAGCCAUGUGGGUAGUCCUCAGCAACCAAUCAUGAACCACGUCGGUAGACCGUCUGCGUCCAUGCAGCCGCCCCCAGUUGCAGUUCAGCAGCAACAGUCGUCGCCGGAGAUGGUCCCCGGAGGCGGUCAGGAAGAGUCGCCGCUUUAUGUCAACGCCAAGCAGUUCCAUCGCAUCUUAAAGCGCCGGGUCGCGCGACAAAAGCUCGAGGAACAGCUGCGCUUAACGUCCAAGGGUCGCAAACCUUAUCUGCACGAGUCGCGACACAACCAUGCCAUGCGUCGACCGCGUGGGCCCGGUGGCCGGUUCUUGACAGCCGACGAAGUCGCCGCCAUGGAGAAGCGAGAGGCAGAUGGCGAGGAAAACAAUGCAGGCCAAGAUGCUGGCAAGCCCGGCGAGAACGGCGCCGCAGCACAGAAACGGAAGUCCAGCGAGGUCAACGACUCGCAUGCCAAUUCCAGCAAGAAAGUCAAGAUGAGUGGCAGCGCCGAUGGCAGCGAGGCAGAAUCUGCCGACCCCUCGGAUGAGGAUGGCUGA